This is a messenger RNA of Dibothriocephalus latus, 228 nucleotides long. The record is from the annotation of a GenBank genome assembly. NCBI's taxonomy places the organism in Eukaryota, Metazoa, Platyhelminthes, Cestoda, Diphyllobothriidea, Diphyllobothriidae.
AUGCUCACCCUGGUUGUAGGCAAUGGCACUGGACCAGGCGAAGGCGGUGAGGAUGCCCUCAGAGAGACCGUGUCGUGUGAUGAUAAGCUCCCGCUCGGCGGCGUCCAUGAGGGUGGAGGAGGUGAGAUUGUCCAGAAGGUCCUCGUUGCGGCUGGUGUCGACCACGCCCACAAGACCGAACUGGCAGGGAUCACCCCUGAAAAACGGCGUAUCCGACCAGUAGCCUGA